This is a messenger RNA of Tripterygium wilfordii, 2221 nucleotides long. RefSeq names its product protein HOTHEAD. Bases 119 to 1942 code for a protein of 607 amino acids. The record is from RefSeq and is a predicted model, not a curated record. The transcript is spliced from 6 exons. NCBI's taxonomy places the organism in Eukaryota, Viridiplantae, Streptophyta, Magnoliopsida, Celastrales, Celastraceae. Gene Ontology annotation, molecular function: oxidoreductase activity, acting on CH-OH group of donors; flavin adenine dinucleotide binding.
AAGUGAAUUGUAGAGUCCACAAAACAAGGCCAACCAGGGCGAGCCACUUAGAGCUUCAAACUCUGAACACAAGCAGAAGCUUUCUCUGUGGACUGCAGAUUUGAUUUCUCUGCCUUCCAUGGCUUUGAUUAGAGCAUCACCACGUCUACAGCUAUUACUACUCAACCUCAUUCUUCUCUUCCUGGCUCAAUCGUUCUCUUCUUCUCGAGGGAAAAAGGAGAGUGGGUUUUAUGAAUUUAAGUACCCAUUUAUAAAGAGAGCAAGCACAUUCUCAACAUCAUCCUCUGCAUCAAACAACGGUAAUGGCGGUGGUGGCGGUGAUGGGACUGGGUUUGACUACAUAGUGGUGGGUGGUGGGACUGCUGGGUGUCCUUUGGCUGCCACUCUGUCUCAAAACUACACCGUUUUGCUGCUUGAAAGAGGGGGUGUCCCUUUCUCCAAUGCCAAUGUGUCCUUCCUAAGGAACUUCCACUUGACUUUGGCCGACAUUUCAUCCUCCUCCGCUUCUCAAUACUUUAUCUCCACUGAUGGUGUCUUCAAUUCAAGGGGUAGGGUUCUUGGUGGUGGCACUUCUAUCAAUGCUGGCUUCUACACUAGAGCUAGCCCAAGGUUCAUAAGAAAGAUGGGUUGGGAUGCAAAGUUAGUGAAUGAGUCAUAUCCAUGGAUUGAAAAGCAAAUUGUUCAUGCACCUAAUCUAAUGCCAUGGCAAAAAGCCUUGAGAGGGGGGCUUUUGGAUGUUGGGGUUUCACCUUAUAAUGGAUACACAUAUGAUCACAUCUAUGGAACCAAAGUUGGUGGCACCAUUUUCGACCGCUUCGGCCGCCGCCACACCGCCGCGGAAUUGCUUGCCUCCGCAAACCCUAAGAAGAUUACUGUCUUAGUUUAUGCCACUGUCCAAAAAGUCCUGUUUGAUACAUCAGGUAAGCGACCGAGGGCGGUGGGGGUGAUCUUCAAGGAUGAGAAAGGGCACAAACACCAAGCAUUUCUUGCAAGCAAUCCGAGGAGUGAAGUUGUUUUGUCAAGUGGAGCACUUGGCACCCCUCAGAUGCUAAUGCUAAGUGGUAUUGGACCCAAAUCGGAACUCGAAAAGCUGAACAUUUCUGUGGUACAUGACAAUCGAUUUGUUGGUGAUGGCAUGGUUGAUAAUCCUAUGAACUCCAUAUUUGUUCCGUCGAAGCGGCCAGUUCGGCAGUCACUGAUACAAACAGUAGGGAUCACCAAAUUGGGUGUUUAUAUUGAAGCUAGCAGUGGAUUUGGACAGUCUACAGAAAGUAUUAAAUGUCACCAUGGAAUUGCCUCUGCAGAGAUUGGGCAGCUCUCUACAAUCCCACCGAAGCAGAGGACACCAGAAGCGAUUCAAGAAUACAUCAGAAGAAAAAGAGACCUACCAUAUGAGGCAUUCAGAGGAGGAUUCAUUCUAGAAAAGAUCGCGACACCAGUCUCUACCGGAUACCUUAAACUUAUCAGCACCAAUGUGGAUGACAAUCCUUCUGUCACAUUCAAUUACUUCGCAGAUCCAUAUGAUCUGAAGCGAUGUGUCGAUGGGGUUAGAAUGGCCGCAAAGAUUGUGCAGUCGCAACACUUCAUAAACUACACUCAAUGUGACAAAGAAACUGUGGACGUGAUCCUAAACAAUAGUGUCAAGGCCAGUGUCAACCUCAUACCUAAACAAAUCAAUGAUACCAAGUCAGUGGAACAAUUUUGCAAAGACACUGUGAUCACAAUUUGGCACUACCAUGGUGGGAGUCAUGUUGGAAAGGUAGUGAGCCCUGAUUACAAGGUUUUUGGUAUCCGAAGGCUUCGAGUCGUGGAUGGCUCGGUGUAUAAUGAAUCUCCAGGGACUAAUCCUCAGGCCACUGUGUUGAUGAUGGGCAGGUACAUGGGAGUGAAGAUUUUGAGAGAAAGACUUGGAAAAGCAGCUGGGGGUUUGAGGGUUAAUUAAGGAGAAAGUAGGAGUACUGUUAGUGAUGCUAAUUGUGAGUAGUGUAAUCUAUAUUUAUAUCUAUAUAUCUAUAUCUCUGUCUCUGUCUCUGUCUCUCUAUAUAUAUAUAGAGUAAUUAUUCUUACCAAGCAGUAAUUUGUAGAAAUGAAGUUGGGUUUGUUUAUGUUCCAUAUCCUGCUUGCUUGUGUGGUAGUUGUGUGUAGCAGCAUAUUUUGAUUGACUUCAGUCUUUUGGUUACUAAAGAGAGGUAGUAAAUGAAAAUAAGCAUUUUUGGUGUGA